This is a messenger RNA of Penicillium riverlandense, 966 nucleotides long. RefSeq lists its product as uncharacterized. The transcript is spliced from 2 exons. NCBI's taxonomy places the organism in Eukaryota, Fungi, Ascomycota, Eurotiomycetes, Eurotiales, Aspergillaceae. The coding region runs from base 1 to 966 and encodes 321 amino acids. The record is from RefSeq and is a predicted model, not a curated record.
AUGUUUCGCCCACAGCUUCGGCAGGCGCUGCAUUGUGAUCGCGCCCGGAUUUCAGUGUUCACUCCUGCCCGUCAACUAUCAGUUACCGGUCCACUGGCUGCGGACAAGAGCCAGUCUUCAGCCCAACCCGGACAAAAUCGACGCGGUCCCUCUUCUUCAUCGGCCGGCCCUCAGAAGAGUGCGCGAGGAAUCGAUGCACGAUCAUUCGCAGCACCACGGGCUGGCGGAGAGCCUGCAAAGAUUCUUCGAACCGCACGACUGCGGCGGGGCCCUGCAGCCCGCAAGCCCGGCAAACCGCCAGCGAAAGGGGCUGCGAAGGGAAAGAAACAGCAACGGGCGCGAGGUCCAAGGAGAUCUGAAGCGGAUGAGGGCGAUGAUUUCGGGGCAUCUGAUAUCGACAAAAUCGAACAGGAGCAGAUGCUCCAGUCUCGACCGCGUCCCACGCGCUACGAACCCCAGGAUAUCGGCUUCUCCUCGCUCAAGGAGACCUGGCCCUCUCUCCCAACAGACGCAAAUUCACGGUCAGCGGCCGUUUUCGAAAAGUUGUCCAGUUUAAGUGGCCGCUUUGCCAAUGGAUACGUCCCGCCAUAUGAAUUGGGAAGACGGCUGUGGAAGGGCCAGAGCGUGCUCUUCUUCAACGAAGAGGAAAAGGCAGAGGCUCUGCAAGAGACUAAGCGGUUGGCCCAGCUGCGUGCCGACAAGUUGUCACAGAAGAAGGGUGAGAAUAUGGAGCCCAAGGAGAUCGAUUUCGCACCCAUCAACGCGGAGACCACCAGCGGCUUGAUGGAGACACUUGCGCAAGGGAAAUACCCCACGUUGGACGCAGACAAGGACCAAUUACCCGCAAUCAGCAACGUGAUGAGGAACCUGCGCAACAACGGGACCUACCAGUCGGCGGGCAAGCAGCCCCAGUUUGUGACCAAAGUCGAGUCGCUGCUCGCCGGGCCCAAGGUCAAGCGCACUUAG